UCGCGGGAAACGCGUCCUGCUCCACGGAGCUCCGCGAGGUUCGCCCGUAAUUCGUUAUUAUCACAACAAUUGAGACGGGCGAGAGAACGGAAAUUAGGAUCGCACGGUGGUUUCUGCGGUGUAGAAGCUGAUAACCGUUCCCCGGAUGAGAUAGGCUCGAUCAUUCGUAAAAGAGAGAGUAACCCUCGACGCUCUAAGACGGUCGCUGAUGCCAGCGGUAGUGAGAAUUGUUUUCAACGCCUGAGCCUCUACUGCUGGCGUUCCAUGACCCUCGUGAACAAUCAUCGUUAGAGUAGUCGAUGUACUUCCAUGAUUCGUAAUAUUCAGAUUGUAAGAGUAUGAAAAUGCUAUUCUGAUAAUAUAGUUAUGAAUACCAUUAGCCAAAUAGAGGCCAACAAGGCGUCCUCACCAGCUGGCGAGAAUAUCGAAGCAUUUAGCGAAGAUGUAUGUAACGGUCAAGAAGACUCGUACAAUAAUUACAAUAGCAAUCUGCCUAGCAGAAGUCGUUAUGGUAGAAUGAUAAAACCCAAGUCUUCCAUGAAUGAUGUUUCCAACUCUCUACAGAAUUUGAAGAGUCCAAAGACACGUAAACAACAGAACUUAAUGAACAAUAGUAGUGAAAGUAUCGAUGAAAUUAAUAUAGCUAAUGCUAUAGAUGAAACCAAUGAUUCUUCUACCAUAUCGAAUAGUACAGAGGAGAAUCCAUCUUCAAAAGUGUCAAGUCCCACUAUUGAAUGUCAGUGGGUAGUAGGACAGUUAGCAUGGGCCAGAGUUGGCAAUUUCCCAUUUUGGCCUUGCCUUGUAACACUUGAUCCAGUUUCAAUGAUCUAUUGCAAAUUGAAAGCUAGAGGCAGGUCAAAUAUCAUGAUGAUACACGUUCAAUACUUUGGAGAUAAAGGACGUCAUAGCUGGGUUUCGGCUAAUUGUAUGAUGCAAUUUACAAAUCUUGCUGAUUUCUUAAAAUUGGCAGACUCAUUAAUAACAGAAACAAAGAAAAAGGAUAGAUAUGCUGCUGCUUUUGUUGUGAAACAGGGAAUAAAAUCAAAAUGGGAAAACGCUGUUGAUGAAGCUAUGCAAGUGCAACCAAUGACAAAUGAAGAAAGAGCCGAAGCUUUUGCGCCAAAGAUUAAAGUUUCAAGGUCUAGAGACACGAAGUCAUCUACUAUCGAUGAAAAAAAUAAAAACAAUAAAAGAAAAUAUUCGACCGAUCAGGACGAGCCCGAUGUCAAACGUGUCAAACAGGAUAAUGUACAUAAUUCAGAAAAGCCGGAAAUGUCAAAAUUGCGUAAAUCGGAAGUAUCGAAAUCAAAAUAUUCGCGGACCGUAAACGGUAAAAUGGAUUUAAAACUGAAUUCGGACUCUUUACCCUCAUCUCCUUCAAGCCAUAAAAGUGACAAUACAACUACAAAAGUCGAUAAAAAUGAAGAAGAUGAAGAUGGUGUGUUUGAAAUCUAUUACGAACGAAAUAGAGAUUUGUUAGAGGAUGAAUAUCCAAAUGCGUCGGAGGACGAUAUUAAAAAAUAUUUGCGGAAAACUUGGGAUGGUAUGGAUACGGCUUUUCGAAAAAAAUAUCGUUCGUAUAUGACACGUGAUAGUUCGCGUUCGAAAGAAAGUACACCAGAUCAUGAAGAUUUUGAGACACCGAUUGAGAUUGACACAAGUACGAGGGAAAGUAAAAAGAGAAGUAAACUUGACAAAGAAGAAAGUUCUGUUUCAGAAACUAUAUAUAAACGUGGUAGACCAUAUAAUCUCUUUAAAGGUAUGAAACAAGAGAAAGUUUGUCAGAUUUGCGAGAAGACAGGAAAAUUAACGAGAUGUAAAGGACCUUGUUAUUCUUAUUUUCAUUUGUCCUGUGUGAAACCUGGUGAAUCUAGUCCAGAGCACUCUGUUGACGAGAAUACAUCGGAUGAUAGAAUACUUGAUGAUUUAAAUAUAAUUAAGAAAAGUAUUAAUAGUGAACAUGAUAAUAAUGGUAAGAACGAGGAGCAAGAGGAUGAAAUGUUUAAAUGUAUUGAUUGCUUGUCUGGAGUAGCACCCGCUUGUUUUAUAUGCAAUGAGAGAGAAGGAGACAGAAUAAGGUGCAUUGUGGCAGCUUGCGGAAGGCAUUAUCAUUCCAAAUGUUUGAAGUCAUGGCCUCAGUCUCAUUGGCAAGGUGGACGUUUGACAUGUCCAUAUCAUGUGUGUCACACAUGCAGUUCUGAUAAUCCUCAGGACAAUCAUUCGCGUGCUCCGAACGAAAAAAUAGCAAGAUGCGUUCGUUGUCCUUCAUCUUACCACGCUUCCACAUUGUGUUUACCUGCUGGUUCAGUGAUUCUCACAGGCAGUCAAAUUGUUUGCCCGAAGCAUUAUAAAGCACGAAAUCCUCCACUGAAUGCAGCGUGGUGCUUUCUAUGUACGCGCGGCGGAAGUCUCAUUUGUUGCGAUACAUGUCCAACUUCCUUUCAUCUAGAAUGUCUUGGUAUAAAUGCGCCUGACGGUGGGUUUAUUUGUGAAGAUUGUGAGACAGGGAGACUGCCCUUAUAUGGAGAAGUUGUGUGGGUGAAGUUCGGUCAUUACCGGUGGUGGCCUGCUCGUAUAUGUUAUCCGCAGGAAAUUCCUGAAAAUGUAUGUGAGGGAAUGCCUCAUAGUCCCGGUAAAUUUUGCGUAAUGUUUUUGGGGUCUAAUGAUUAUUAUUGGGUGCAUAGAGGCCGAGCUUUUUUGUAUCAAGAUGGUGACGCAAAUAUAAAAACACCUAUGGGUAAAAAAACGUCUGCAAUGGAAGAUACAUAUCGAAUAGCUUUAGAAGAAGCCAAUAAAAUACAUCAGCAAUUAAAAACAGAGCGAUCCAUGACUAAAGAACCAAAAGGAUUGAAACCGCCUUCAUAUGUAAAAUUAAAAGUCAAUAAACCAGUUGGUAACGUCAAACCAGUCGAAGUCGAAGGCAUUGUAGCAUGUGAGUGCGACCCUAAUUGGGAUAAUCCUUGCGCACCGGGUACAGAUUGUUUGAAUCGUAUACUGUUGGUGGAAUGCAGUCCUGGAACUUGCCCAGCUGGAAAUAAAUGCAUGAACCAAUCGUUUGUACGGCGACAAUAUCCAGCAAUGGAACCAUUUCACACCGUGGGCCGCGGAUGGGGUUUGAAAACUUUGGAGGAUAUUAAAGCAGGACAAUUUGUCAUUGAAUACGUGGGAGAAGUUAUAGAUGAAGCCGAAUAUAAACGUAGAUUGCAUCGGAAGAAAGAACUAAAGAAUGAAAAUUUCUACUUUCUAACGAUCGACAAUAAUCGUACGAUCGAUGCGGAACCGAAGGGAAAUCUCAGUCGAUUUAUGAAUCAUUCGUGCGCGCCAAACUGCGAAACUCAAAAGUGGACGGUGAAUGGAGACACACGUAUCGGUUUGUUUGCUCUGUGCGACAUAGAGUCUGGUGAAGAGUUGACAUUCAAUUAUAAUUUAGCAUCCGAUGGGGAAACGCGGAAAGCAUGUCUUUGCGGUGCAUCGAAUUGCAGCGGCUUUAUCGGUUUGAAGGCGCAAAAACAACAGUUGCCAACGGUACAAUCGACAAUGGUGCAAUCCAAACCGGUUACACAAAUGAAGAAAAUGGAUAAGUCGAAACGAUACAAAAGAUCAAGGAAAUUUAUAUGUUGGCGAUGCGGACAAGAAAUAUCGGGUCUAAACAAUUCUAUAGUCUGCUCGCAAAAAACUUGUAACAAAAAAUAUCACACAACGUGCGUCGUAAUUGAUGAUGCGGAAUUGAAAUUCAGUUGCCCUUGGCAUCAUUGUUUAGAAUGCGGACGUCGAACAUCGGCGCAUUGUUCCUUUUGCAGCACUGCCUUUUGUCAAGCUCAUCUAGAUGGUAAUUUAUUCGAACGGGAGAAAGGUGGUGUCGUGUGUAAGUUACACGAAAAUGCAGAUGUGCAGAAACCUAUCGAGGACGAAAAAGAAUAUUCAGAUAAUGAUAAUGAGACAGAUAAAGAGUACUUAUCGAUGAGUUCUGAUAGUCCGAUCGUGAUGGAAAAAAUUACAACGCGUGAACCAUCACCAAGGGUUUCUAUUGUAGAGGUUCACCUAAGCAGUGAAGAAAGUGAAGAAUCUCAGAAGGAAGAGGAAGAGAGCAAUCUCGAGACUAAUUUUAUGUCGUAUGAUAAAAAUUCAAGGAUAAUGAAGAAGACAUUUUAUAAAUCGCAACGAGAAAAAAAUCAAGCGAAGGAGUUAAGUAAUCUUACAUCUAGUCAGUUGGAAGCUAUAAUUGGUGGUAGCUUGUGUGAAUAAGAAUCUUCUGUCAUUUAUAUAUCCCAUUAUUCAUAUAACAAAAAUUAAUACUCUC
Molecule: messenger RNA, 4300 nt
Organism: Camponotus floridanus (Florida carpenter ant)
Lineage: Eukaryota; Metazoa; Arthropoda; Insecta; Hymenoptera; Formicidae
Gene: NSD
Product: histone-lysine N-methyltransferase NSD2
Exons: 13
Coding region: 367-4245 (1292 amino acids)
Biological process (GO): regulation of DNA-templated transcription
Cellular component (GO): chromatin; nucleus
Molecular function (GO): histone H3K36 methyltransferase activity; protein binding
Source: RefSeq, a predicted model, not a curated record